Messenger RNA from Otolemur garnettii (small-eared galago), 984 nucleotides. RefSeq names its product coiled-coil domain containing 74B (gene CCDC74B). NCBI's taxonomy places the organism in Eukaryota, Metazoa, Chordata, Mammalia, Primates, Galagidae. Bases 1 to 984 code for a protein of 327 amino acids. The transcript is spliced from 8 exons. The record is from RefSeq and is a predicted model, not a curated record.
AUGAGCGUGAUGGCGGGGGCAGCCAGGGCGCAGCGCCCCAUCUCGGCGACCCCGGGCUCCCGAGGCACGUCGCGUCUUCGCCAGCGCCAGGCCGCGGGCCUCCAGGGCCUGACGGCGCAUCCGGGACACAGCGAUGCGCAGAAGCGGGUCAUGGACCUGGAAAAGAGCCUGGAGUUCCUGCAGCACCAGCACUCGGAGACACUGGUCAAACUCCACGAGGAAAUUGAGCACCUGAAGCGGGAGAACAAGGAUCUCCAUUACAAGCUCAUAAUGAAUCAGAAGCCACAGAAGAAAGGCAGCAUCUCCACUGCCAGUUUCCCUUCCAAUAAGUCAGUGUCCAACACAACAGUGUCAGCCAACUCUCAAGGCAAGUUCAGGCCCCCACCCAGCUCCUUCAAGAAGCAAGAGUCAAAGCCUGAUGGCCUCCAGAAGGUGGACCUGGAAGAGGAGCCUGUUAGCACUGCCUCCCUUCACAGCAGCAAACUGGACAGAGUACCUGGGGUGCAGGGGCAGGCCAGAGAUGAGGAAGUGGAAAUCUCUCACCCAGGGGCCCCCUUAGGGGCAGGCAUCCAGCACAGGGGCAGGCAAGCAACAGGUGCACCCCCCUGGACGAGCCUGCCCCCAUACCUGCGCAAGCCCACCACUCUUCAGCAGUGCGAGGUGGUCAUCCGCCAGCUGUGGAACGCCAACCUCCUGCAGGCCCAAGAGCUCCAGCAUCUCAAGGCCCUCCUGGAGGGGAGCCAGAGGCACAAGGCUGCCCCUGCAGAGGCUGGGCCCAGUCCCCCCAAGGAGCAGGAGGCCAUGCAGCUCCCCAAGGUCUCCAGCAAGAACCUCUCUAAGAAAUGCCUGAUACUGAGCCCCACACCCGUGGCGGAGCGUGCCAUCCUGCCUGCACUGAAACAGACCCUGAAGAGCACCUUUGCCGAGCGGCAGAAGCGGCUGCAGGUGGUGCAGAGCCGGCGCCUACAUCGCUCCGUGUUCUGA